UGUGCCAAUAAAGUAAUGAGUCGUUUGGUUAGCAUGACAAAUCAUGUUAAAUGUUAUUAUCAUGAGUUAACCUGCUGUUUGGUUGCUUUGUUUGAUAACAUGAGGCCCGAUGUCGGCCCGUCAAAGCCCGAACUGUUCAUCCAAAUAACAUGUGUUUCGUAUCAGCAUUUGAGGCACCGAUUAUAAUCAUGCCUCGACUCCCGUGCCCGAUACAGCAUCAACAUUUCCAUUUUGCCCUCUAUACGUGAUUUGAAUUUUGGAAACACCUCCUCCAAUAAUUCAUCCCCAAACCUUGUGUGAAACCACUGCAGACACACCCUACAAUUGAAGCCAGAGAUUGUUACAACACUUGAGGACUCCAUACCCCCACGCACAAAAGGGGGUCGGCGUUAGGGAUCCGAUUCGUCCACCGGAAUCGGUCGACAUAAACAUCAGCAAGUUUUCGCCCAAAUUUCAGACGGUUAGUUAUUGAUGCUCCAGUUCAUAAACAAUCGACUCUUUCCAUUUGUGUUUUUAUUUUUUACGUGCUUGAUUUUCCAGAUCUCCUUUUGUGCUUUAUUUUUUAUGUGCUUGAUUUUCCAGAUCUCCUCUUGUUCUUUAUUUUUAGGUGUUGAGCUUUAUUAUUGCUAAGAAUUUUUAAUCUCUAUUAGUAGUAUAUUGGUUUAUAGAAAUGGAAGACCAGUUUCUCUGCAGAGUAAAUAGUUCUCGUUAGUAUGCACACAGAGUUUGUAUUGACAAGUUGUAUCUGUUCAUAACUUGAGUUUGCAGCCAAAUUUGAGUACGUGUAUGUGCAUCACAUGACUGUGUAUUCGUUAGUAAAGUGAGUCUUUACUGAAUCUAGAGUUCUCUAAAGGCAAUUUUAUGUUUUUGUGCCCAAUAUUCAUGAAUUUCAUUCUGAUUUUGUAACAUUUCCUUGGUAGUUGUAAUUGAAUUGCUCGUGAUGGCCCGUAUUGUUCGUGUACCCCCUUCCGUUAACCUGAUGGUGGAAGAUAUACUUUUUUUGUUGCGUAUUCAACAAAUCAUCAUUCUGUACUUAUACUUGAAAAGAACAAGGCGUUUUACACGUCGUGUAAGAAAUCACCAAGUUAGGUAUUCACUAAUUGAGCGAAUCCCUCCACAAGUGAGGCAUAUGAACAGGCUCACUGCAGUUAGUGAUGUCGACUGUUUUUCGAACCUCCGUAUGGAUAGGAAUGCAUUUGGACGAUUGUGUAUUCUUUUAAGAGACCGUGGUGGACUACGGAAUGGUCGAUUUGUGUUACUAGAGGAGCAAGUAGCAAUUUUCCUAGGCAUUUUAGCCCAUCAUAAGAAAAAUAGACCUUCUGGAUUUGAAUUUCGUCGUUCGGGUGAAACCAUUUCUCACUAUGUGCAUCUUGUACUUAAAGCGGUACUCAAGUUGCAUACAAUUUUAUUGCCUCGGCCUGAUCCGGUGACAAACAAUUGUGUUGAUCCACGAUGGCAACACUUCAAGGGUUGUAUUGGCGCUUUGGACGGCACUUACAUAAAUGUGCUCGUAAGGACCUUAGACAAGCCACGAUAUCGCACGCGAAAGGGCCAAAUCGCGACCAAUACUCUUGCUGCGUGUGACCGCAAUAUGAAGUUCUUAUACUUUUUACCCGGGUGGGAGGGAUCGGCGGGUGACUCUCGAGUGCUUAGGGAUGCUGUCACUAGAGAAGGUGGAUUGAGAGUAAACAAAGGAACUUAUUAUCUAUGUGAUAAUGGAUACGCAAACAGUGAAGGAUUCCUUACUCCGUAUAAAAACGUGCGCUAUCAUUUGAAGGAAUGGGGAGUCGGGACCCAGCGUCCGCAAAAUGCACGAGAAUUGUUUAAUCUAAGGCAUACUAGAGCUCGUAACAUAAUUGAGAGGGCCUUUGCAGUGCUAAAGAUGAGAUGGGGUAUCUUACGGAGUGCUACUUUCUAUCCGAUUAAGAUCCAGAUCCGGUUAAUCAUGGCAUGCUUCCUGCUACACAAUUUCGUACGGGGUGAGAUGCACAAUGAUCCAAUUGAGCAACACGUUGACGGAGAUACACAACCUCUGGUCGAUGAGGAGAUUCAUGGUGACCUAGAAUUCGUAGAUCAAGUAGAGCCAACUUCAGAAUGGAACCAAAUGCGGGAUGACUUGGCUAACUCCAUGUGGAGUAAUGUGUGUUUUUAUGUGACUUUUCCAAAUUUAAUUUGGUUAAUUUUGCCUAGAAUUGUCAGAUUACAUCUGUUAUAUAAGCAGUAUCUUAUUGUGAGGUUAUUAUAAAUAAUUACAUAUUUUCUCAAUGUUUUUUGUUUUGUAGCGAGCCAAUGUCGACGGUAACUGAAGAAUUGGACAUGAUACCCGAGUGUCUUUGCGGCGGUGGCAGGAUGAAGUUGUUAUGUGCUGGGAAAGCGGCCACACACGCCGGUCGUUACUUUUAUAAAUGCCCAGCCGAUGAUAAACAUUCCGGGUCUUUCUUGUGGUGCGAUGACUACCAUUCUCGGAUAGGGGAUGGCAAGCAACCGACAUAUGUAAAGAGUCAACUUUAUCGGCCUAAUAAACAUAUGAAGUACAGGGAGGAAGCGAAAAAUAAAAACAUCAUCAAGCAGGGUAGUGAUUGUGGGGUCUGUGGCCGCUGUCGCGUUGAAGCUCGGGUGAACCUCUUGUUGGCUGGCUUGGGUUUAGUUUUAUUAUUGGUUGGAUUUGUGCUAGGGAAAAUGGUGUAGUUUGUUUAUGCAAAAUGUGCAACAAAGACUCCAACUUAUUAUGUAGUUUUCUAUUCAUGAAUUAUGCUGUUGCUAUGACAUUUGGUGAAUCACCUACAUGCACUUAUAUUUUGAAUUAAGUUGUUUGUAAUUUGUAUAUUAUGUCUUGGACGAAA
Salvia splendens (bonfire salvia) is the source of this 2843-nucleotide messenger RNA. RefSeq lists its product as uncharacterized. NCBI's taxonomy places the organism in Eukaryota, Viridiplantae, Streptophyta, Magnoliopsida, Lamiales, Lamiaceae. Bases 941 to 2245 code for a protein of 434 amino acids. The record is from RefSeq and is a predicted model, not a curated record. The transcript is spliced from 4 exons.